Messenger RNA from Uranotaenia lowii, 375 nucleotides. Its product is annotated as histone H2A-like. Gene Ontology annotation, cellular component: nucleosome. Bases 1 to 375 code for a protein of 124 amino acids. Lineage: Eukaryota; Metazoa; Arthropoda; Insecta; Diptera; Culicidae. The transcript has a single exon. The record is from RefSeq and is a predicted model, not a curated record. Gene Ontology annotation, molecular function: DNA binding; structural constituent of chromatin; protein heterodimerization activity.
AUGACUGGACGCGGAUCAGGUGGAAAAUCCAAGGCAAAGUCUAAGUCCCGUUCCAGUCGGGCUGUUCUCCAGCUUCCGGUCGGUCGAAUUCAUCGGCUCCUGAGGAAGGGCAACUAUGCCGAGCGAGUCGGAGAUGGUGCCCCGGUUUACCUGGCCGCCGUUAUGGAGUACUUGGUAGCUGAAGUGCUGGAGUUGGCCGGAAACGCCUCUCGUGACAACAAGAAAUCGCGAAUCAUCCCUCGCCAUCUGCUGUUGGCCAUCAGGAAUGAUGAAGAACUGAACAAGCCGCUGGCGGGCGUGGCCAUCGCUCAAAGUGGCGUUCUGCCGAACAUCCAGGUCGUGCUUCUGCCCAAGAAAACCGAAAAGAAGGCCUAA